GUCUUCUCAGGCCAGCGCUAUGCAACGGCCGUCGUGGGGGAUUCUGCGGGCUCUCUGGUUAACGGGGAUAUCGAUACUACUGCUCCCUCAGUGGUCCCUGCCUCAGGAUAGCGUGCGUGAGUACAAGGGAGGAAGGCGACGACAGAGCCUCUGGGGCCGCUGAGCCUCCCUUUGCCCCUUCCGCUCGCCUUCCCGCCGUCUCCCCUCGUGCUGCCAGAGGCUUCACGAAGCUCGGCGCGCGAUGGGCGGGUCUUUCCAUGCGCCUGAGGUAAACGCGGAUGUCUCCCCCGCCUACCGCCAGGUGGCGCCGAGGUGUCCUUCCUUGCUCGGCUGCGAGGCCCCCCCCCCCCCUCCGCUGAAAGCAGAACAAAUUGGGCUCCACAUCCUCAGGCGACUGGCUCUGCCAGGCUGCCAUUCUGCCCAGCCAGCUGCGUUUACUCCGGAGUAAGCGCGCAUGGGGAAGAUUCUCGAGGAAUACUUUGGUUGCCAGUGGGGGGGGGGCAGGGAGAGUGUUUUGGCAUGUAAAAAGACUGCAUUGGUGGGGUGUUUUUUUUUUUUAAUGCGGUGUUUGGUACCCACCAAUAGCUGCCAGCCGUGCAAUUUACAAAACGUGUAGUUAGACUGUUGUGGAAAUAUAAAGUAUUGUGGACUAGAGGGUAGGUAUUUCAUCAUAUAAUUUACUUAAACAGGUUUCUCUGUGUUUUAGCAACUACAACAAUCCCCAAAGAACCUAGAAUAUGCACUUUGAAAUAGAUACUUAACCUUGGCUCAUUUUGUGUUCAUGCUCAAUUAUUCCAUAUUUUCAUACCAGUUUGUCACUGGCAUAUUGCCACAAACUAUGAAUGCAAUAAGUUAUCAGAGACAAUGUCUGGCAAAUCACCCAAUUCACAUGCCUCUUGUCAGUGAGGAAAUUGAUAAAUUUGCUGAACCUUAAUUCUUGGCAGAAUUUGAGUUUCAACAGAUAUCAAGACAGUUGAAGUCUCCCAUGACUACUGUGUAUCUCCUUUUUUAAUAUUUUGUAAUCUGUUCUAGGAAGGCAUCAUUCCAAGUCUUCAGUCUGGCUUGGCAAUUUAUAGCAGACACUCACAGUAAGGUCCCUGAUUAUUAUUAUUUAUCCAUAUACUCAAUCUGCCUUCCAUGCCCGUGGAUAUUAUUAGGAUAUGUUACAAAGGCAGGGAUCUUAUGGCUCAAAUACUUCCUACUCCUUCCUCUCAAGUUUCCUUUUCCAGAUUGCAAUUCCCUUUCCCUGAUACCAUGCAAAGUACCUGCACCCACGAGCCUCUUUCCCCAGUUUACGCUGCAGCAGCUGUGGCGUGCAAAGCCAAAUGUGCUUGAGCUGCCUGAGCCAAACAAACAAACAAACAAACAAAUAAAUAAAUAAAUACCCCCCCUCAAAAAUGGACAUUUCCUUUAAAAUAUAAAAAUCCCCUCAGAUGGGCAUGUUGGCCCCCCAAAAGAAAACGUCCAGGAUUUCCCAGACAUAUGACAACCCUAUGGCAUAGGAGCUUGUAUGCCUGGCGCACUUUUAUACCUGCUUCCUGAUGAAUUAGCUCUAGUCUCCACAUGGGAGACUCUGCAAAGGUAAUAAAAUCAGGGUACAGUGGUACCUCGGGAUGCAAAUGGCAUCCGUUUCGGAGCCCCAUUCACACCCUGAACUCAACAUAAGACGUGUCUGCAAGUGCGCGAGUCGCGUUUUGCCGCUUCCGUGCACGCACAUGACGUCAUUUUGAGUGUCUGCGCAUGCGCGAGUGGCGAAACCUGUAAGUAACGCGCUCCGUUACUUCCGGGUUGCCGCAGGGCGCAACUCGAAUGCGCUCAACCCGAAGCACAUUCAACCCAAUGACUGUAUUGUGAAUUUCCAGAGCUGAGAUAAAAUGACCAUCCAGUUCAUAAGUAGCCAAGACCAGAUUUCAGUUAUUUAUGGGGGGGGGGUUGGGGGGGCCGGUUAGGGGUUGGGAACAAAGCGUUUUGGAUGAGAUGUACUUACCAUGGCAGUAGUAGAGGCUUCCUUCUCUCUUUUUUUAUCCCUUUUGACUUUAACACUUAUGAAAUGUUGCCUGUUGUGGCAGCAUCUUUUUGUUAACCAUUUAAAAAUGCUGCCUGUUGUGAGGGAGCAACCAGAACAGAGUUCUGUCUGCUGUAUCCCCACUACCCUACCCUCUAAAUGCUUCAGCAAGCACCAUUUCUUUCUAUAUAAAAAUGAGGUUUAAAAAUGGCACUGAAGCUGGGGAAGAUUUUUGAAGGGAAAUAACUAAUGUUCUCUGUAGCUGCACAGGAAUUGGAGAGCAUUCCUCCAGGCAGUCAUUCUCCUCCUAGAAGGCACUGUGACAAUGUUACACAGUGCUACAACUUGCAUCAUCUUGCAUCUUUUUUGGAGGAGAAUACUGUAAUGGCCAGUAGAAAGCCUCUCCAAGAAAGAGUGCCUUUACAGAGAGGCAAGAGUGCUUUUAAAAUGGGAUGGAGGCAUUGAAAGGUAAAAACUCCCUCCCUGAAACAGGGAUAGUUGUUUCCAUUUGGGGACUGAACUACUGUUCCCUGAACUAGUUUUGUUCAGCCCUAAAACCAGGGAGUGAGCUCCCUCUCUCAUCAUUUUAGAGCUUUCCAGAAGAUUCUAUCUCUGUGGGUAAAUUCCCAUAUGUAUGACUCUGCAAAUAACUAUUUAAAGAGAAAUAAUUAUUGGUUUCCCCCAAUUUUGGUCUAAUAUUACAAUUUUGCCGCCAUUAUACAAAAUAAAAUAGAAAUUUACUUGUCAUCUGGGCAGCGCAGGACCUGUAUACAUACUGCCCUGGGGAGGUCACUUCAGUGUUGUUAACACACUAGUUUGACUUUGCCCUUGGAGGCACACUCCAUUGUUUCUCAAGAUAGAUGGAUGUCAACCAACAAUAUGCUUAAAUAAAUUUUAAUAUUUUAAAGCAUCAAGAAUUGAAUAACCAAAAUAUAAUACCAUUAUAGCAUUAUGAAUAUGAACUUUUUCUGAUAUGUUUCUAGGUUUCUUCUGUACAAUUGCUCCAAACAUUUCUAAUGGAUCUCACAAUGGGACUGGAGCCCCUUUUUAUGCUCUUGGAACAGUGAUAACAUACACUUGCCAUGAUAAUUUCUCUCUUAUUGGAGCACACUCUAUUUCCUGUGGCAUGGAUGGUGAUACUAAAGGAGUGUGGAAGGGAAAGCCCCCUAAAUGCAAAGGUUGCAUUUUCUUUUACUCUUCAUUCAUGAUAUAUUAUGAUUCAUAAUAUAUUAAAAGGGAACUUUAUUCUAGAUAGCUGUAUACUUGUCCUCUUGUCCCUCCCUUUAUUUGGCUUUGAAUUGAUAUUAAGCUUCAUUGUUCACGUUCAGAAUCCCUAAGUUGUUUAAUGAUAUUUUAUGUGUGGAGUGAUUGACAGAGGUACUUUUGUUCUCCUUUUAUGUUUGUGCUCUAUCUCAGUAAACAUUGCAUUUCACUUUUGUGCUAUACAGAAGCGAAUGGGGAAGCCCCAAUGUUUACAGGCAGUGAGGCUAUAUACCACGCUCCCAGUUCAUGGAUGUAGCCAGGAUUUUUGUUGGGGGGGGGAGGGAGAGAACAUCAGUUUGCUAAGUAUUUUCAUUGAUUUUUAUUUAUUAUGGGGGGCAGCUGCCCCCCUGUGCCCCCUGCUAUGCCCAUGCCCGUGCCCCAGUUCUAGGUUUUGUAUAAACUGGCUAUCUUAGUGGUCCUGAUUUUGGUUAACGUGCAUUAGCAGAUUAUUAGCUCUACAGGCCGUUCCUUCUCUGCUACUUUUCAGAGAGAAUGUGGUUUUUUUCCUAGGCUCCAAUUUCAAACCAGCCCAUCCCUUUCCACUUCCAGCAUUAUCCCCUCCACCAAGGUGAUGCCCUGGACUGGAAAAUAAAUUUAGCUUUCCUUUUGCACUGUUAAAUCCAAUGCCACUUAGCUCACCAUAUUAAUCAAAACACUGAAUAAACCCCAGCACUCAGGAAUCUAGAGGGGGUCAGGGCACACAGAAACUUUGUGGAGUCAGGGUACCCACAGUGACAGUUUUACAUGUCACCCUAACCUCUGCUGAAUGUGUGCAAGAUUCUAGGGUUUGGGGCACUUGACCACAGUUUGUGUUCCUUCAGAAUGAGGCACCUAUUUACCACCUGGGUUUUGAUGGAGAGAGAGUUCACAACAUUUAAAUCUCAAGAGGGGCUUGCUCUUCCCAGCCGCACAGCAUUGGAUUCAGUGCCAUCCCCAUGUGUCUCUGUAAAAACCUGGUCCAGCCAGCCUGCAUGGUUGCACAAACCAGACCACUAUCAGCCUUUUGUUUCUUCAAGAUGCACUCCCAGCAAGCCAUUGCCAGGCUGGUCUCAUGAGGAAGCUAGCCAGUAUUAUUUCCUAGCUUUGGCUAAAUUAAUGAAUUUAUGAGUUUGCUCAAAUCACAACCCAUCACUGACUCACUUAUCAGGUUAUACACACAAAGGGGGCUGGAGAUAGAUUGGAUGCAUGAUCAUGGCAUGGGGAGUGGGGUUCACGCUUUGUUUCCUUAUAUGGCUUCUAUUUGCAUUGGGAGAGAAGUUCAUUUUUUAAAAAUCAUGACUAAAGCUGUGAAUAAAGCCAUUUCUCUGCAAAAUCUAAACAUUUGAGAGAUCCAUUCAUCAUGCUUUGUGGUCUAAUGGUCAGUGGAUUGGCCUUCCAUAGUAUCUGUUUAGCAUUUCUGUACUGGAUCUGUCACCAUAUGUUUAUUAGCACUUGGAGCUAAUAAAUUGUUAACCUUGGAGAGGUUUCUAGAAGAUCCCACCUGUGAUCUCCUUAAUGGAUUAUUUCCUAUAUCUAUUCAGGUAGGUAGCCGUGUUGGUCUCUGACGCAGUCAAAAUAAAAUUUUUUAAAAUUGUCCAUUAGCACCUUAGAGACCAACUAAGUUUGUUCUGGGUAUAAGCUUUCGUGCACAUGUUCCUAUAUAUAUAUGUACUGUAAUUGUUUGGAAUACCAAUUUAAACAUUAGAUACAGAUCAGCAAUUCUAAUACAAGUGACACCACGUUUUAGUUUUAUUUAUUUUAAACAUCCAGGGCAGUUAGUAACAGCUUUUGUAGAGAACGUGUGACAUAGAAGAUAUAGGGCACAGAGUAACAUAUAGCCAGACAUUGAGUAUCAGGUUUUUGGUUUUUUUUAGAAAACUAACUUUUUAAUAAGGCUUCAGCAGAAUAUACUGACAUUUGAGAAAAUGUAAAUAAACUAUAUGCAAUGUUCUAUUUCUUAGUUUUUGUUUUUUAAUAUUCCUGUCUGCUUAUAGUGGUGAAAUGUAAAGAUCCAGUAGUUGAACAUGGAUUAAUAUUAAGCGGAUUUGGACAUUCGUAUACAUAUGGCAACACUAUUAUAUUUGAAUGCAAAACUGGAUAUUUUCUGAUGGGAAAUUAUUUGAUUAAAUGCGGAGCGAACAGUAGCUGGUAUCCUGCGCUGCCUUCAUGUAAAGAAAGUAAGAAUAUCAAAGCAUUCAAAUAGCAAUUAUGCUUCCUCAGUCAGUGAUAAAAGAUGGUUUACUAAAUGUGGACAUGUGCUUUUCACUUUAUAAAUUCAACAUCAGAAGGGACAUCUCCCAAAUUCUCUCCUACUUUUAUCCUGUUGAAUAGCAUUAACAAAGUAUGUGUGACUGUUGAAUGGUUAAAAGAAUAUUUGACAUCCUGGCGGAAUGCACUUUGAGGAAUGUGUGUUGUUUAUAAAGGGUCAGUUCUUCUUUCAGUUUCCCUCUUGUAAGUUCUCAUCUUUAAUUAGCUAGAACAAGUUUGUUUGUUUACAUUUAUAUUUCAUCUUCCCUCAUGGAACACAAUGUUUAUUUUUACAAUUUUUGUGGGGACUUUUUUGUUGCAGUUGAUCCAGGUUUAUGCGGUGCCCCAUUAAUUCCAAGUGGGACUGUGCGUCCAUUGCGACAUCAGUAUAAGAUUGGAACAAGUGUUGUUGUAACCUGUAAUAAGCAGUAUUCUUUUCCUGAUGAAACCAUGGAGAUGAAUGUAGCAUGCCAAGGCUACAAUUCCUGGUAUCCUCCUGUGCAAGCAUGUUUCUGUAGGUAUAAAUAUAGCUUUGGGGUAUUCAGUGAUUUCUGUGUUUAUUUACCACAAAAUUAAUACCACAUCAUAGGGCUACUACUUUAAUACCUCCCUAUGUUUGUGCUCACAUAUAAUGCAAGAGGAGCUACACUGAUUAAUUGCUAGCUGGAUUCAAAAGGCAUUGCUUUGCCUUACGUUCAAAGGAUGGUCUAGGGCAGGGGUCUGCAACCCGCCGCUCCGGAGCCGCAUGUGGCUCUUUUACACCUUUGCCGCGGCUCCGGGGCGGAUACUAGCGAGGGGAGGAGGUGCAUUGUGCGCCCCGACACUCCCCACUGUGGCGGGCGCUGUACUGGCUGUGACAUCACAUCGGGGUGGUGCGUGCGUUAGUCACGCACCAUCCCGACGUCACCUUCCCGGUUUUGCGGCUCCCUGUUUUUUUUCCUUCGGAAAUCGGUCCAAGUGGCUCUUUUUGUCUUAAAGGUUGCAGACCCCUGGUCUAGGGGAAACGUAGAACUAAUCAGAACAAUUGUUUAAAGUGGUAUGGUGUCUGCCUACUGUCAAGGAAAUGUAUUGCAUGGGAUUAAAGCAGAGAGUUGCAUCCUUUCCUUUUGAAUUAACUAAUCUGGAAGUAUACGCAGCACAACAUUGCUCAAAAACAGUCAGUUGGGAUUGUUAUUUUGCUCAUUAUUGUAUGUACUACAAUUCCAGAAACUGAAAGAAUGGGAGAGACAUCAAAUCAGAUCAGUAUAUAAAAAGAAAUAGAACUCAAUGAACUUUGUUACUGACAACUUGAUGGUAGAGGAAGGAUGAUGGCUAAUUUUGAGCCAUAAAACCUUACAUUGCUCAGAACCUCAAUACUUUAGGGGCUUUCGUCACCUCAUAUGAACUUUCAUGGACUCUGUAGUUAUAAUCAGAGACCUCAGUGUACCCAUCUCUGGGGGAGGUGUGGGAGGUGGCAACACAAGAAUGGGCAUUUUAAGUGGUCACUCCUCCUUUGUGGAAUUGUGGCACUAAUGUUUAUCCAGGCUGUUAAUUAAAUGGAAUCAUGCUGCAGGGAUCAAGACCAUAUUUGGCCUGAUUGUAGUUGUAAUUUUUAGUUGGCUGUGGUAUGUUUUAUCAUUUUUACAAUAUUUUUUAUCACUUUUUAGAUCAAAUCUGGCUUUUUGUAUUUUCUUGCUGUAUUUGUUUUUAAAUGUGAAUCUUGAAUCUGCUUUGAGACAUUGUGGAAAGUGCCAAAUAAUAUAGAUAUAUAUAUUAAGGAUUUUUGUAUACAAACCAAGAAUUAAGAAUUUACAACACUAUACAGGUGAAACUCGAAAAAUUAGAAUAUUGUGGAAAAGUACAUUUAUUUCAGUAAUUCAGCUUAACAGGUGAAACUCGAAAAAUUAGAAUAUCGUGGAAAAGUUCAUUUAUUUCAGUAAUUCAGCUUAAAAGGUGAAACUAAUAUAUGAGAUAGACUCAUGACAUGCAAAGAGAAAUAUGUAAAGCCUUUAUUUGCUAUAAUUGUGAUCAUUAUGGCGUACAGCUGAUGAAAACCCCAAAUUAACAAUCUCAGAAAAUUAGAAUAUUAAAUGAAAUCAGCAAAACAAGGAUUGCAAAUAGAGCAAUAUUGGACCACUGGGAAGUAGAAGCAUGCAUAUCUCUCUUUGCAUGUCACGAGCCUAUCUCAUAUAUUAGUUUCACCUUUUAAGUUGAAUUGCUGAAAUAAACGAACUUUUCCACGAUAUUCUAAUUUUUUUUAGUUUCACCUGUACAUUGCAAUGUUUUCUUAAUGUUUUGGUGACAAACACUUUUCAUGUUGCAAAUUAAAUUGUGCCUUUUUUACGAAGUCAGACUAUAGGGCCAUUUAAGUCAGUAUUACCCAUACUGACAUGCAGCAGCUCUCUAGUAUUUUGGGCAGGGGGCAUUCCCAGCCCUAGAUAGCAUAUAUUAAACAUGGGAUCUUUUGCAUACAAAGUAAGUGUGCUACCACUGAGCUACAGCCCUUCCAACCACAACACCACUUUGUUAAGCUAAAAUAUGAAAUAUUUGGAAAAUAAUGUGUGCUUUAGUGUUGCUUUGUUUUGUUUAUAAUAGUUUGUGUUUUCAGUUAGAACUUCACCAGACAUUUAUUACCUGUCUAUCCGUAAUGCAAGAAUAAUCCGGGGGAAGAAAACCAGCUAUGAGCCUGGAGAUACAGUUACUAUUCGAUGUUCUGCUGGCUAUACAUUAGCAGGGCCAUCUGAGAUUCGCUACAUUGGUGGGAAGCAAUGGUCACCUAAACUUCCAUCUUGUUACCUGAGUACGUAUGAAGUUGUAGAUAUAUAGCAACACUUAUCUGACACUGCUGUCACUUUUCAGGUGUCACUCUUGCUUUUCCUCAUACAGGAGAUUUUCUUUCUAUUACUAGCUUGAGUUUGAUGCAUAUAGGCAGUUCACCUGGCAGUAGGCCACUGGGAGCACCCUCUGUAAUAAUUAAGAGUCCCUGUGAGUGAGCUAGGAAAGAGGAUAGGUGGCUAGGGAACCUGUUCCUGACACCAGUGGAUAAUCUAAAGCAGGAAUAGGGCUUCCACGUGUUACUGGACUACUACAACUCGUAACAAAUCCUAACAAACUUUGAAGGUCCAUAGGUUCCCCAUUCCUGAUGUGAAGUAAAGUAAAUUUCCAUUCUACCAACUCUUUAAGAAGUGUAAUACUUAAAACCAAUUAGAAGCAAAUAGUAUUCUCCUACCUUUCAUUUUAUAAGCCACAUUGAAAAAGAAACUAGACUAUUAUAAACAGAAACGAAUGGCCAGAUGGGGAAAGAACUACUACAUUCAUGAGCAUACACUGUCAUAAACCUAGUUUGUGUUUCAUUUUGUGGAUAAAAUUGCUAUUGUACUUGGAUGUCAGAGUUUGAUAAGAAGGAUGGAUGGAUUUGCAAUGAUAUCUAGUCAUGUAUUCCAACCUUAAGAUGUAGAGAAGCUUCUUGGAAGCUUGAGACUUACCACCUGUUCACUGGAUCCUGGGUUCUUUUUGGAUAUUAAGGACUGAGGUGACCAUGUAGAUCUUUGGAGUAAUGAAUUGGACCAAGGUGGAGAGCCUUUAGCUUACUGGGAAAACUUGGUCCACCAGGGUUCCAAAUUUGGUCUGCAGCAGCAUUACCCCCCUCCCCCCCCCGGCAAUAAGAAAAUAUGUCCACCAAUCUACACUUUACAUUGUAUGUGAUGUCAGUUUUGAGGCAGGUACUUAAAGUCAGUUCCCAGUUGUUCCUUUACUUGAGUAAGAUGUGGUCUCACCACCCACCUUGCUCAAGGAGGAGGAAGUGUUAUUUCAGCAAGCAUCAAACAGAGACUAAGACAUAUAUAGCAGCAGCAGCAGCAGCAGCAGCCCCAUUGCUAGCCCUGUCUCACUGGAAGGUGCCUUUUCAAUUAAAGGCCCCCAGCCUGUUCCAUCAGUCUUCUACUCCAGUGGAGCAGGGGAGACCCUGGUCUCAACUGGGGCCUCUGUGAUGGAGUCCUUAGAGUAUGAAGAUGGCAACACUGUAUCCUCAAAUUGGAGCGGCACUGGCACAACAGACGUAUCUGAUGGAAGUGCUUCUAGGAUUGGUCCCGCAUAUCUUUCCCCUUCUGCUUCAGAGUUCUUGCCCUCAUCCAUUGAAGACAAGGAAUCCAGCUCCAGGGUUGUGACAUAGUUUUGCCUGGUGUACUAGUUACUUACCUUCCUGGAAAAGAUAGCUCUGGCCAUGGUGACACAUACCUUGGUCACUUACAGGUGUAGGGCUGCCCUUGAAAAGUUUUCGGAAACUAAAUAAAGAGAAAUUAAAAAAAAAAAAGUUUUCGGAAACUGCAGCUGCUGCAAAACAUAGUUGGCAGGUAUGUGCUUUUAGACCAUAGUAUGCUGGUUUUACAUCAGUUGCAUUGAUUUCAGAUUUGUUUCCAUACUCAACUUAUGGUGCUGGUUUUACCUUUAUAGCUCUAAAGUGUUUUGAGACUAAAAUAUCUGAAAGACAGCCUCCUCCAAUACAAACCUGAAUAUAGGUUGCAUCUUUGGAGUCCUCUUGCCCCACCACUUAGAGUUUCUCUGUGGCAACACCCCAUCUCUGAAAUUCCCUCCUGAGAUAUGAGUGGCAUCCCUGAUAGACUUCAAGUGUGAAUUAAACACAUUUAAUUCUCCUGGCCUUCAGUGGUAACUAAUUAAGAUAGUUGUAAUCUCUUGAAAUGUUCUUAUAGUGAUUGUACAUUGUUUUGACUUACAUAAAUAUUUUUACAAUGCAUUAAAAGGUGGAAUAGAUACCUUUGAAACCAUGUAAUUGGUGCCACUUGGUGCUUUCCUCAUGGGGCUAAUAACUGAGCUAGUAAUUUUCAUCAGGACAGUCCCAGAGGGGGAAAGGGUUACACCCCACACUAGUGGACAAAAAAAUACCCCCAUGCCUCCUUUUUAAGAACAAGACCCAAUAACAUGACACAUUUAGCAUCACAUCUACUCUGGCCCUGAAAUACGUCCACCGGCUGUAGUGUGAAAUUAAUAGUCAUUGGCAGUGCUUCAGCUAAAAUUUAUUUCUGAUGUGACUGCCAGUGCGAAUGAGCAUUUCUUUUAAUUAGUAUUAAAGUUUUGUGAGAAGCUCACUUAUCAGAAUCAUUUCCCCUCUCUUCUAGGUUUUGUCUUCGUACUGCUUAUAGCUGGUAUGUAAUUUAUUGAAACUGAAUAAGAAAUACCUGAAAAUGCACUUUCAAAUUUCUUAAGCAAGGACCAGAGUUUUGCAGAGUCUACACACUUUUACAAUAGGAAAGCUGAGCACUAUUCAACAGAUGUUAAACAUUUUUAACUUUCACAUUUCAACUACUGUUUACUUUGUCUAGAGGAACAAAUGCAAACAGGCACUGGCAUUUUUUUCCUGAUGAGGGAAAGAGCAAAUGGUUGCUAAGGCAGCAAUAUGGGGUGUAGUAGAAAUGAACUUGAGGUGAAGGUGUGAUGGAGGUUCCAUCAUUCCAAUAAAGUUCUGCCAUAAAAUUGGUUUAAUUUAAUCUGUCAAUUCAGCAUAAAAUCCAAACCAUGGCCAUUAGAAUAACGCAAUAAAACCAUAACCUCUUAAUUAAAAAAUGGUCUGCAUCAGAAAUGUUUUCAAAGCCUGCAUCUCCCAUGGUAGAGAGUUUUGUAUCCUUGGGCCCACUGUCAUAAAUUCUCUGUGUUCUGCCCACCAACCUACCUGACUCCGCUGGUGAGCAUUCAAAUAGGGCUUCUGUAACUGUCAAUAGAUGUUCAAGGUGGAGAAAGCUUGUGGCUCAGUGGGAAAGAUCUUCAUUUCCUCCCACUCCGUGGGCUAACUUUGACAGGUGGCUGCUUCCAAUUACCUGUCAAAGUUGACCUGCAGGCUGGUGGGGAGGGGAUGAGUAUGCAUUACUAGUGUUUUCCCCACAGGGAAAGAACUUGCAAAAUAGUGCCCAGUAGGACUGAAUCCUACCUCUGCAACAAACAGUUGAUUAACAAGUGGGUGUGGUUGGGGGAAAUGGCCUCACAAACCAAAUCAGACCUGAUAGACCAAGAUUGGUCCACAUGCUGGAGGUUUCCCAUGCCUGGCAUAGGCAGUCCGAUAAAUGACUCGACCACAAAACAUUUAGUGUUGUAAAAGUCAAAACCCACACUUUAUUUGGGCUGAGAAGCAAAUAGGUCCAAUGGGUUGGGUUCAAAUGUUGCUGGCACAUCAGUCAAAAUUGAUGAAACAUACUCUUAGGCACUUCUGUUCCCUGCGCUUCCAUAAAUAACACUAAGUCUAGGAGGACCCCCAAGUUACAAAUUUGGACUUUCAGAAUGAGUUUAAAUAUCUCCAGAUCCAGUUGAAUACCUCUUUUCAAAACAAUAGACACUCACAGAAUCUCAAUCCUGUCUUAAUCUUCAGUUUAUCUGCUGUGCUCCCCCCAAAAAACUGCUUUCAGACACCUGUUCAAAUGUUCCACAAUCCAGCCAUGCAAAAAAACAGUGAUUUCUUACAAGUAUAUCUCACCAUCCAGCAAAGACAGAGGUAUCAUUUCAAGCAGGCAAUGGCACUAGAAUGUAGGGCUGUGGCCUGGCAGAUAAGGCCUCAAGGCUCACGCUUGGCCCUGGGGUCUCAAGUUCCAGACUCCACUAUAGAAGUGAGGCAAUGAAUAGGGCACUCUUUUCUAAUCCACUGUGACAAGAAAAGGCAGUUUGGAAGGCAUAUGUGAAACACUCACUUGGCCUGAUGGAUAUUUCAUGAGCAUCCCUUUGAACUGGCCUUCAGAACAGAAAUUUAGUAAAACUAUUAUUAAGGACCACCCUGGGAUUGAUUGCCUUUUCUAAAAAAUGAAAUAGAUGUACACUAUUGACUAGAUUGUAUUUGCUGGAUUGAUGACAUUAUGUCACUAUAUAUUGGCUGAUAUUUUCCUAUUUUGAAUAAAUUCUGCCUAAUCUGAGUUAACACAUGAAACUGUAUUAUAAUAAAUUCUUCUUUAAGAAGCAGAACUCGUUUGUAAAACUCAGGGUGUGGGCAAUGUUUCCCUGAUUCAAUUAUUAGAAUCAACAUUGCCUCUUUCCAAAAUUUGAAUAAUAGUCUCAGUUGUAUUGCCUCAUGGAUGGUUUUCCAAUCAUUUCUUGAAGCAAACUACAAUAUUAUUCAAUGUUUGUUCAGGAGCUAUUGUUGUACAGAAUAUUCAUUCUUGUUUUUAAUUCCUUUGCUGUAUUUUUUCCAUCCAGAAGAAACGAUACAAGGAAGUUUUAUGGUUUUUACCAUAUGGUUACAAAAUUAUGGGGAAUUCACACAAUAUUGUCUAUGAAGUAGUAUCUCUGGAAAUCAUGGCAAAGCAGCUAUUUCAAAUGGUUCCGUAUAUUUGAAAAUAAAUGUGGUGAAAUCACCAUGUGCAUUCUGUUCUUUACUAUCUCAAAGUAAACCAGUGAAUGGGUUCUUAAGGUGACUUUUUACUGUUGUUUUUUUUUUUAAGCAUGUUUGCUUAUUUUCUUAUGGCUGCCAGCCCAAUCGGUUUACGCGGCCUUGUGUUCCGGAUAAAGGUAAGACUUUACCAACCUCUUACUCUCCUUUCUUCUUUGCACCUCUAAGGACCACCACACACAUUAUGUACACAGAAAAGGGGGCCUGGGGGACCAGAUCUCUUAUCUGAGAAAGUGUGUAUGCAUUCAGUGGCUUUUAAGCACUUUCUUUUGGGGAUAAAGCCUUAUAGCUCCCAGAAAGCCCACACCUAAAUGUGGUGCAGGUCCUCCAAAGUAGCAUAAGGCACUGCUAAUGAAAAAAAGUAAGGCAGCCCACUCCUGUGCAUGUAAGAGCUUGGUGAUUCAAUCACUUCAGUUAGUUGAUGACUGAAUAAUCCUUUAGGUGAUUUAACUGAUGAAAUCUGAGGAACAUACAUGCUUACUUUUCCAGGGUCUUUUUAAUUUUCCUAUACAGUGGUACCUCGGGUUAAGUACUAAAUUCGUUCCGGAGGUCCGUUCUUAACCUGAAACUGUUCUUAACCUGAAGCACCACUUUAGCUAAUGGGGCCUCCUGCUGCCGCCGCGCCGCCGGAGCACGAUUUCUGUUCUCAUCCUGAAGCAAAGUUCUUAACCUGAGGUACUGCUUCCGGGUUAGUGGAAUCUGUAACACGAAGUGUUUGUAACUCGAGGGGUUUGUAACCCAAGGUACCACUGUAUUAAGCUUGUGGGCCCUUGAUAUUUUAGCCCCCACAAUAUUAAAUGCCAGGGAAAGCUACAGAUUCAAGAAACAGCAAAAAAAAUUAUAAUGCUGAAACAAGUGUUUUUAAUCUUUAACAUUUAACCCAUUGUUUGUUAAAACAAGGCUUUAUUCUAGUUAUUCAGCAUAAACACAUGCAGUAGAUCUAAUUGCAUGAUAAAAAUGUUAUCAGACAAGCCUAUAGCCUCCCUCCAGCCCACCUAGUUGGGUUACAUUUAUAAUAUAGUAAGCAUUAUUUUGAGAGUUCUGCAAGCCUCUAUUUCAGAGUGUUUAUUUGACCUUAAAAUGUAUGUAUAGUUAUGAAUGUGAAAAUCAUUAUCAUAUAAAAAUAAAAUUAAAUAAAUACAUUUAAAAUUAAAUUCCUACAAUACUAAUACUUAAAUGGAAGACUCUGGGCUGAACUAAGCAUUUGCAUGUGAAGCAUGUAAUUAACAGCUGUUUUAAAAUAAAAUAUUUUGGAAUGGGGCAAUAUAAAGAAAAAAAGGAGACGCUGAACCAUUCCUACUACUUCUCUGCCCUAAAUAAAAACUGGAAUCUGAACUCUCUAUGGGGUAGAGGCAGGGAUUUGAGGUAGGAAAGCAGCAGAACUGGUAAGAGUUAAGCACCUCUCCCCAUGUCUGCUCUAAAUUGUUCCAUCCCAAGCUUUUUUCCUUAAAAACUGGACAGUAUAAGCAUGGUUUAAUUACAUGCACCUGCCAGUAGAACUAUCACAGUUUAUGUUGUUGGUUAGCUUUAUUCAUUUAUUUAUUUCAUUUAUAUUCCACCUUUCAUUCAAGUAGUUCAUGGUGCAGUACAUGGUUUCCCCUCUCUCCAUUUUAUCCCCUCAACAGCCCUAUGAGGUACCGUAUUUUUUGCUCUAUAAGACUCACUUUUUCCUUCCUAAAAAGUAAGGGGAAAUGUGUGUGCGUCUUAUGGAGCGAAUGCAGGCUGCUCAGCUAUCCCAGAAGCCAGAACAGCAAGAGGGAUCACUGCUUUCACUGCUCAGCAAUCCCUCUUGCUGUUCUGGCUUCUGGGAUUCAGAAUAUUUUUUCCUUGUUUUCCUCCUCCAAAAACUAGGUGCGUCUUAUGGUCUGGUGCGUCUUAUAGACGGAAAAAUAUGGUAAUUAGUGUGGGAAUGUUAAGAAUAGUAGGAAAGGAUAUAUUGAAUAAGUAUUAUCCUUCUUCACCCACACUAGUGAGUGAUGUAGCAGAGCAAUUUCCCCUCAAUAUAGCUGGAAGCUAGUUUGCAGAUUUGUUUGAAUCCCUUAGUUAAAAUUAUUUCCUGGUGUCCCCUUUAAUCCCUCUUACAAGAAUAAAGACACAAGAGUCUUUCUGAGUAAAGUAACAAAAAGUUUACUCACAUUUCAGUUCAUGAUUUGAUCCCUGAAAGGCAGGCUUUACUUAAUAGUCACACAAGAAAGUCUGAGUUUGUCUCAUAUGGAGAUUGAACUCAAGUGCAAAAUUACAUUAAGGUAACAAAAUAGCUGCCGGAGAGCAGCAUGGCAGCAAAAGAUCAGCAAGCAAGAGAGCAAGAAAGGACUGAGGAAAUGGCUGCGUGACUCAGCCAGCGCCAUGUCCAUCUUCCAGGUCACAUGCAGGGGGAGGAUGCUCCAGAUCAGUGGAACAGGAAGUUACACUGACUGGAUGUCCCCCUGCCUGUGCCCACUCUAGGGAAAUAAGGAAUGUUGCACUUAACUGUACCAAUGGAUUACAUCCCACAAUUAGAUACUGGAAUAUCUAUUCUGCUGUUUCUAUAGAAUCUUUCACAGUACAAAGUUAUACAGUGGUACCUCUGGUUACAGACAGGAUCCAUUCUGGAGGCCUGGCCAUAUCCCGAAAAGUCCGUAACCAGAGGCGCCCUUCUUUACAUGCGUGCAGCGCGAUUCAGUGCUUGUGUGCAUGCUCGUGCAGCGAAACCUGGAAAUAUACACUUCCGGGUUUGCUGUAUUCACAACCCGAAGUUUACGUAUCCGGAGGGAUACAUAAACAGAGGUACGACUGUAUUCUUUACUCGAGUUCUCAGAGUUAGAAGUUUUGAAGUUACUCCAGGAAUCUGAGAGAGUGUUAGCCUUGCAACAGUUACCCUGGGUAUGUCUCUUGGCUGAAAGGCGGCAUAUAAAUUAACAGUAACAUAACAUCCCUGAGAAAUAGGAUACCUAAGAGUCAGGAGCUUGCCCAGUGUCAUUAUCAUAGAACUGUAAGGUUGUAAAGGACCCUGAGGAUAAUCUAGUUCAGCCCCUUGAUCCUACAACCAUGGGGUUAUCAGCACGAUGCUCUAACCAACUGAACUAUCCUUGUUCUAGCAGGGCUUGUAGGUUGAAUCAUGCUCUAAGUUACUAACUCAGUUGCUCUGGAAAAAAACCAAAAGUAGAACUUUUGGCAAAAAUAGUACUAAUGUGGCAAAAUUAUUUUACUCGCCCUUAAAAGUGUACUGUUUUGUUGUUACUUUCCUCAAGCUAAAGUAUAGGACUUGCAGUUAAUUGUAGGAGCUAUACGAAGCUUAAAAUCUUAUUUUCUUUUUUCAUUUACUCUAGCUAUUCUAAAACAACUGCUAAGAUGAUACACCAAGUAUACUAGAAUACCAAAGAUGCUUAAGCUCUCCUGAAUCUUCAUACCUCUUUGGAAAAGUGACUUGUGUAAUGACAAAUGCUGCUGUGGCAGCACCUUGUGGAAUUCUAUAUGAACAAACUGCUGCAUUCCCCAACAGCCUCUAAGGAUGGAACUAAAUGUUAAAAGAAAUCCAGGUUAUCUCUGAAAAUGCCACAUCUGUUCUGACUUUUAUUCUUUCUUCUCCUUAAUGUCUAGUCAUUGCAACUUACCCCAUGCAAUCAUGUCAUUACACCGUAUAUAUGCUCAACUGCACUGUCACUGUCUUCUGCUGUUAGAGAAAUGUAUAGCAUAAAGAUGUUGAACACAUCAUUAAAUUCUGUAGAGCAGAAGAAAUCCAAACCAGGGCUGUAUCCACUUUGAGACUGCUUCACUGUCAGUCUCCGUUGUCAUGAAAAGGGGUUACCUUGAAUUAAUUAAAAACCUCUUACAAUCCAAUAUAUCAAAAUACAGUAGUAGUCCUUCUGUUGUAAACAGAAUGUCAUUACUAUCCAUGAUGGUUUUCCAGAGCAACACUCGGCUGCUUUUUUCAAAAUCUCUUUGGAUUUUAGAAGUUCACAAAUGCCAUUCUGGGGUAAGACUUCAUGUUUGAGAUGUACUUGGUUUAUACUGACCACUGCUUUAAAUCUGAAUUGUAUAAAUUGAUGAAGAUAAUUUUGUACUUUUGUGAAUCAAAGAUUUUAUAUUGUAGGAAAUAUCAUGCAUAUGUAUCAAUGUGAUAUGUUAAAUCUCUGCUUUAUAAAUGGUGUGUAGAUAGUGUGUGUCCCUGUACCUUUUUAGGCAGUUACUAGUCCUUGACUAAAAUGAUACUGUGUGAGAAUCUUGCAAGAGUAGUCUGCACCACAAAUGAAAUCCUAAUAUACUAACGUAAGUUUUCAGCCAUAUACAAAAAACCAACAAUACAUACCACAGAUCACCAGUAAAUCCUCAGCUUCAACGAUGCCAUUUUCAGUCUCCUACAGAUGAAAGUUAAUUCUAAUUCCUUUAGAAAAAAACUUCAUCGGAUUCCACCUAGAACAAAGUGCACUACUCUUUCCAGGAUAGUUGCCUGCAUUAAUUCUUCCAACUUAACCCAUUUUCCUUAACCCAUUAACCCUACUACAUAAUUCUCUGCUGAAUUAUGCUGAGGCAUAUUAUAUGACAUUAAAAUUUCAAAACAUUUACACACAAAAUGUCUGGAAUGCUAUUAUAACCCCACUGGCCCAAAGAUAUGAUACACUCCCCCCAGAUCUCAUCUGUAUAUUAACUGGGGCAGCCUUCACCUGCUCCCUUAAAGGAACAAUGCCACAUUUGUGCCAUAUGAUUUUUAAAUAACAUGAAUACCUGUAUUUUAAAAAAUCCUAAGUAGAAACAGACUCUAAAAAUAAUCUUCCUGCAGAAAUACUGUUAUUUAAACCAUUAGGAAUAACUGUCUGACAUAUAAUAUGCUUCUCGUUGAGAAAGUAUAAAUUGCUAAAAACCUCAAGGGCAUAUGUUGAUUUGCUCCUGUUCCUUUUAAAUGUUUUCAUUUUUGCUUUCUUUCACCACAACCUAAUCGAGCUCUUUACUUUAAGUCACUUGGAGACUUUUGGGUGACAAGUGACUAAUAAAUUUAAUAAAUAAUAUAUAUAUAUUUUAAAAAUCACAUUUUCAUAUUACAGUACUGUCCUUUGGUCUGUAGUCUUUGCUAGUUACUAGAUUUUUCGUUUAAUUUUAUAGCUGAUUUGCAGAGGAGCAAAAGGCCCACCCCCCGUCCCUGCAAAUAAGCUGCAACUUAUUCUACAAUUCUGUGAUUCUAUAAGGUGUUGUUGUUUAGUCGUUUAGUCAUGUCCGACUCUUCGUGACCCCAUGGACCAGAGCACGCCAGGCACUUCUGUCUUCCAUUGCCUCCCGCAGUUUGGUCAAAUUCAUGCUGGUAGCCUCGAGAACACUAUCCAACCAUCUUGUCCUCUGUCGUCCUCUUCUCCUUGUGCCCUCCAUCUUUCCCAACAUCAGGGUCUUUUCCAGGGAGUCUUCUCUUCUCAUGAGGUGGCCAAAGUAUUGGAGCCUCAGCUUCAGGAUCUGUCCUUCCAGUGAGCACUCAGGGCUGCUUUCCUUAAGAAUGGAGAGGUUUGAUCUUCUUGCAGUCCAUGGGACUCUCAAGAGUCCUCCAGCACCAUAAUUCAAAAGCAUAAAUUCUUCGAUGAUCAGCCUUCUUUAUGGUCCAGCUUUCACUUCCAUACAUUACUACUGGGAAAACCAUAGCUUUUACUAUACGGACCUUUGUUGGCAAGGUGAUGUCUCUACUUCUUAGGAUGCUGUCUAGGUUUGUCAUUGCUUUUCUUCCAAGAAGCAGGCGUCUUUUAAUUUCGUGGCUGCUGUCACCAUCUGCAGUGAUCAUGGAGC
Molecule: messenger RNA, 18602 nt
Organism: Podarcis lilfordi (Lilford's wall lizard)
Lineage: Eukaryota; Metazoa; Chordata; Lepidosauria; Squamata; Lacertidae
Source: the annotation of a GenBank genome assembly